GGAGGUUUGGCUGGUGUCUGAAGAGCUUGUGGGGCUGGAGCUGCUUGGGUCCUCAGCACUCUGGACAGCGCCUGCACUUGCUGCUCCGCCACUGCUGAGAGCGUGCGCUUAUACUCAUACAGACUGCCAUAAAUUACCAGUCAAGAAAAGAAAAAAAAAACAUGAAUGGAACCGAGAUAUUUCACCACUCUUGAUUUACAGCAGUUUCCCCCCGUCUAGCGAUUUUCAGUUGACUUGAUAACCUCCAGUGACGCGCGGCUCUUUUGCACGAUCUGACAUCUUUAUUCAUAAAUAGCCCCCAUUCACAUCUCUCUGACGUUCAUCUACCCUCUGACGAAACCUGCUCCUAUAAGAUUCACAGUAAGUUUGGCUGACUCUGAAAUGUGCUGUAGCCUACUGCUCUUCUCCUGAGGCGAUAGUUGGGCUCUGUUUUGCUCUGUUGGUGGCAGUUGAGUGACUGGCGGCUGAUUCACAAAGGUCUCAAUGAAUUUCGGUUAUUUCGAGAUACAACGACUUUAGCAGAGAGAAGAUGAACAUCCAUGUGGAGGGGUUGGUGGCGAUUGUCAUCUUCUACUUGCUGAUCCUUGUAGUUGGAAUCUGGGCAGCAUGGAAAAACAAGAAUUCCGGCGUGAUGGAGGGAGUUGAUCGCAGUGAGACCAUUAUGGUCGGCGGAAGGGAUAUUGGAUUAUUUGUCGGCGCAUUUACCAUGACAGCAACUUGGGUUGGAGGGGGUUAUAUCAACGGCACAGCAGAGAAUGUGUAUCUUCCCGGGUACGGCUUGGCAUGGGCACAGGCUCCCUUUGGAUACGCGCUCAGCCUUGUUGUGGGUGGCCUUUUCUUUGCAAAACCCAUGCGCUCCCGGGGUUACGUCACCAUGCUUGACCCCUUCCAGCAACUGUAUGGUAAAAGGAUGGGUGGUCUGCUAUUCAUCCCUGCACUAAUGGGGGAAAUGUUCUGGUCAGCCGCCAUCUUAUCUGCCCUUGGGGCAACAUUGAGUGUGAUCAUUGACAUCGACAUCAAUAUGUCUGUGAUUAUUUCGGCUCUUAUUGCCAUUUUCUACACACUGGUGGGAGGACUUUACUCAGUGGCCUACACUGAUGUUGUCCAGCUCUUCUGUAUUUUUUUAGGACUGUGGGUGAGCGUCCCUUUUGCACUCUCAAACCCAGCUGUGUCUGACAUCGGAGUGACAGCAGUGAAGCAGCUCAAUGCUAAUCAGACCGCAUGGCUUGGGAAGAUAGAAAGCCCUGACAAAUGGAUGUGGGCUGACAACUUCUGCCUUCUGAUGUUGGGGGGGAUUCCCUGGCAGGUGUAUUUUCAAAGGGUUCUUUCUGCCUCUUCAGCUUCCUAUGCUCAAGUCCUCUCCUUCCUGGCUGCCUUUGGUUGUAUCAUCAUGGCUAUUCCCUCUGUCCUGAUCGGAGCCAUAGGGGCUUCCACAGAUUGGAACCAGACAACCUAUGGGCCAAUUUCUCCCAUGCAGAAGGACCAGUCUGAUAUGAUUCUACCGAUCGUGCUACAGCACCUGUGUCCAGCCUAUAUCUCCUUUUUUGGUCUGGGGGCAGUUUCUGCUGCAGUGAUGUCAUCCGCUGACUCAUCCAUCUUGUCGGCCAGCUCCAUGUUCGCUAGGAACAUCUACCAGCUCGCUUUCCGGCAAUCGGCUUCCGACCGUGAGAUAGUAUGGGUCAUGCGGAUCACUAUCUUUGUGUUCGGGGCUCUUGCGACGGCCAUGGCUCUCCUGACUGGGACCGUUUAUGGUUUAUGGUACCUGAGCUCUGACCUGGUCUACGUCAUCAUCUUUCCCCAACUCCUCUGCGUUCUUUUCAUCCGUGGCACAAACACCUACGGCUCGGUUGCUGGAUACAUCUUUGGAUUGAUUCUGCGAAUUGGUGGAGGGGAACCAUAUCUCAGACUGCCUCCGUUCAUCUACUACCCUGGAUGGACCAUUGAGGAGAAGGUCCAUCAUGUGACCAAGGAGGUGGAAUACCUGGUGAUGCAGAGGUUUCCCUUUAAGACUGCUUCCAUGCUGGCUUCGUUCCUAAGCAAUGUGGCUUUCUCAUACCUGUUUAAGUACCUGUUCGAGAGUGGCACCCUGUCGGCUAAAUAUGAUUUCUUGGAUGCAGUGGUGGCGAAGCACAGUGCCGAAAUAAUGGACAAGACCACUCUGGUGAACAGGAACAUCAUUGGGCUGAAUGAAAUGGCCCCAGUCAAGCCAAGACUUAGUGUUACUUUAGCUGCUACCUUCACCAGGAAGGAAACCCUGACCGAAGAGGAGGACUCCAGCCCGGAGUCACCCAGUCAUGAGAUCAAGUAGAGACCUUAUGGACAAUCCCGAGAAGACUCUCUAGUGGUUCCAUGCUGUGAAGGACAAGGCUUCACCCAAAAAGUAAAGAAAUAUCAGAUUUUAAUUACAUAAUUCACUCCAUACUCCUUUUCUGGAAUUUCCAUCACUUCUUUCAGAUACUGUGGAGACAGCAACUGAAACUCUUACCAGAGAAGAAAACAGCAGUGAUUUUGAUGGUUUGAGUAAUAUUAGGACAUUGAUGGUGUUACUUACCCUGAGAAGCUCUUCAACUCCUGAUGGGAUGUACAAACCUUCAGUGACUCUCCUUUCCCCGCUGAAGAAAAUGUUGAGAUACUGUGAUAAUCCUUGAGAAAUAAUCAUAUUAAAAGGUAGGUUCACUCAAAUAUGUUCUGUCAUCAUUUGCUCAACUUCAUGUCAUUCCAAACAUGUACAACUUUAUUUCUUUCUCUUUUUGUUCAUCCAUACAAACUCAAUGGGCAUCAGUGUUAAAAAAUAACACUGAAGCCCACUGACUUUAACUGUAUGGAUGGAAAAAAAGAGGAAAAAAAAAAAACUCUACAGAAGAAAUAAAGUCAUGUUUGGACAAUCCACGAAAGGACCCUAUUGACUUUCAUUGUGUAAAAAAAUAAAAUAAAAUAAAAAGCACUUGAAACAUUCUUCAAAUGAUAUUUUUGUGUUCCACAGAUGAACAUAAGUUUCAAAUGAUGACAGAAUGUCCAUUUCUCUGUGAAUUGUCCCUUUGAUUUCUUGUGUCUGGACACAGAUCAGUCAGGAUUUGAAAACGAAAAAAGAAAAUGUAACACAGUGAUUACAAUAUAUCCAAUCAUAGCUAUAUAUUAAUAAAUAAUAGGUGUAGGUUUAUGUGUCAGGACAUUACUUACGUCAAACUCCCAUGAUGCAUAUUAGUGCAGAUUAUCCCUUCAUCCUAUCAUAAAAAUCAAAUGUAGCUAAACAGUUAUAGUUUCAUAAAUAUGUAAUUAUAUACGUAACAAGUGAUGUGCUUCCCAUCUACAAACUACCUUUAACAACUGUGACAUAUGUGCACAUGUGGCAAAUGUCUUUUUCAUGUUCAUAGUGCAAUAUUAAG
This is a messenger RNA of Carassius auratus (goldfish), 3386 nucleotides long. RefSeq names its product high affinity choline transporter 1-like. Gene Ontology annotation, molecular function: choline:sodium symporter activity. Bases 530 to 2308 code for a protein of 592 amino acids. The transcript has 9 exons. Gene Ontology annotation, cellular component: synapse; dendrite; axon. Gene Ontology annotation, biological process: transmembrane transport; neuromuscular synaptic transmission; synaptic transmission, cholinergic. Lineage: Eukaryota; Metazoa; Chordata; Actinopteri; Cypriniformes; Cyprinidae. The record is from RefSeq and is a predicted model, not a curated record.